UUACUCCCUCGGGAGCAUUCUGGCUCCAUGCUCCCUUCCUUUAUUUGUUUCCCAUUUCUCUGUUUUCAGUCAUUCAGGAAUUCUGAAAGCCAACAAAGUUCAGGAGAAGAGGAAGAAGCUCUCGCUCUAAUGGCUUCUUCUUCUUCUCCUCCUCGAAACUCAGAGGGUAAUGCUAAUAAGGAGAGGAAUCGAACAUUUGAUGCGAAGACGAGGACCAUGUGCUGGGAGAAGGCGGACGUCGUCCCCGGAAGGCACCCGGAGAGGUGGCGGAAAGAUGCGGCCGGCAACGUCCUGUGCAAGCGGUUCUGGAAUUGUACUGGAUGCCUCUGCUAUGAAUAUGACCAUAUAAUCCCCUUCUCCAAAGGCGGGAAAUCCACAGUGGAGAACUGCCAGAUUCUUCAGGCCAGAGUGAACAGACUGAAAUCAGAUAAAGAUGGGCUAGAGAAAACUGAAUUGGCUAGCUUCUCAUGUGAUGUCAAGUUCACUGAUAGAGAAUUGGAUGUGAUUGAGAUGGCUGUUUAUGGGGAUGUCAUCCGACCGGAGCUGCAAUGUCGAUGUAGAACCGUUGCAGAGAUGCUUGGCCAAUAUAAGUUGAAGAGUCCAAUGACACCUGCUUGUGAAUUGCCCUACAAAGAAGCAUAGUCAUCCCCCAAAUUCAAGUUCUCUCCCCCUCAAUGCUGGAGCGGUGAGUUUAUGAUUCAAGUUCAGUGGAAUCUCCUUAUUCGUUAUGCUGUUGAGGAAUGAGGAUAUUCCUAUGCUGUUCUCCUAAAUGAAAACUCUCUCUCUCUUUCUCUCUCAGUCGCACAACAAUUGGUCUCUGUUUGAUUUAUCAUCAGCUAUCUACAUUACUCUCUCUCUCAUACACACACAAGAAUUGAAGUCUCUCUCUUUGGUUAAUUUGGAAUAUUCUCUCUCUCUCUCUCUCUCCACCCCCUCCCCCCUUUUUUUCUCAAAAGACUGAAGCAGAUUCAGUCACUUAGAUGAGGCAGCAAGAUCCCAGUUUUUAAAACUUGUGGGGCUGAACUGUUUCAUUCUCAUCCUUCAAAUGGAUGCUUGUUUGUUUGCAAGAUUGUUACUCAAACUAGUGAAAUUUUUUCACUCUGUAACCUUUAAAAUUUGGUAGUGAUGUGGGUUCUGGAGAGAAACCUCCUAGAAACCUUGUGUUUCAUUUUUUCACAUAAAAGUGGAGUAUUAAAAUUAUUGGAUGAUUGUUGA
Messenger RNA from Amborella trichopoda, 1215 nucleotides. Its product is annotated as HNH endonuclease domain-containing protein. NCBI's taxonomy places the organism in Eukaryota, Viridiplantae, Streptophyta, Magnoliopsida, Amborellales, Amborellaceae. Gene Ontology annotation, molecular function: endonuclease activity; zinc ion binding; nucleic acid binding. The record is from RefSeq and is a predicted model, not a curated record.